CAAUGAAUAUUAGGUUUGAAUAAUGGUUGAAAGAUUGGCCAACACUGAGAUUAAUGCUCGGAGAAUCAGCCACGUUGAGUCUUGUUUCGGAUCGUCAGGGAAACCUCUUUUCCAUCCAUCGCGUGUGUUAGUUGGGGAAGGUGUUCUAACGAAACUAUGCAGAAAGAAACCAAAAGCACGACAGUUUUUCCUUUUUAAUGAUGUUUUGGUAUACGGGAACAUUGUAAUUAAUAAGAAAAGGUACAACAAACAGAGCGUGUUAAGUUUACGGAAUGUCAGAGUUGAAGAAAUCCCCGAUAACGAGGAAACCGCAGCAGCUGAUGGUUCUGAUACGUUAAAGAACGGAUGGUUGAUUAUUUCACCUUCAAAGUCGUUCGCCGUUUAUGCGCAAACUGCCAUGGAGAAAGAAGAAUGGCUCACACACAUGACUAGGUGUAUAGAUGAAGAGAAGAAAAAAUCAGGACCAUCUAUUAGUGUUACGGACCAGUUUGCCCCAACGUGGGUCCCUGAUUCAGAAGCAGUUGUGUGCAUGAGGUGUAAGAAGACAAGAUUCACAACAUUACAACGAAAACAUCAUUGUCGGAAAUGUGGCUUGGUGGUCUGUAACGCGUGUUCGACAAAAAAAUGUAUCAUUCAACAUCAAUCUGCUAAACCAUUACGAGUUUGUGACGUAUGUUAUCAGUCCUUACAGAAUGGUAGCAAUACGCCUGAAGUUACGGCAUCAAAUGUUCCUAAUAAUAAACUUGCAUUUGGGGAUACUUCUUACAGCUCGGACUCUGAAUCAAGCAAUGAGGCUUGACAUUAGUAUAGUACUAUGGGGGGAGAUGGAACACCUUUAGCGCAUAAUAUCCAAAUAUCCUGGUCUUGUUUUAAACAAUUAACAACAGUCUAUGGGAGUCGUGAGGAUAUGGUUUUAUAAUUUUUUGAAUUUUCUUUGUUUACCACCAAAUGAGACGAGAAAAUGAAAUGAAAAGGUGUCCCAUCUCCCCCCACCCUACUAUACUGAUUGAAAUUUUAAAUAAAAAAGUAAUUUUGAUUAUUCUACUCGUGGCACUAUCGAAUUGAUUAUUUUUAUACUUGUAUUAUUUUGUGGUAUUAACAAAACAUUUAUUAUACAGACAUGCUUUAUAUUAAUAUGCAUUGUAAUUAUUGGUUGCUUUGCGUGCUUUACAUUUGUAUAACGUGUAAUUUUGAUUUUUAAAUUGUUUGUUUCUUAAAAGUGUUUAUCUUGAGAUAAAAUUUACAAGUGCAGUUAAUAAGAAAAAAAU
This is a messenger RNA of Ciona intestinalis (vase tunicate), 1268 nucleotides long. Lineage: Eukaryota; Metazoa; Chordata; Ascidiacea; Phlebobranchia; Cionidae. The record is from RefSeq.